Brassica napus (rape) is the source of this 562-nucleotide messenger RNA. RefSeq lists its product as uncharacterized. The record is from RefSeq and is a predicted model, not a curated record. NCBI's taxonomy places the organism in Eukaryota, Viridiplantae, Streptophyta, Magnoliopsida, Brassicales, Brassicaceae. The transcript has 2 exons. Bases 72 to 395 code for a protein of 107 amino acids.
UCACUACUUUAACCAGAGAGUUUUUCCUCACCGGCAUUGAGAACCCUAAACCCUAAAUCAGUUGGCGAGCGAUGGAGGGAGUAGAGAAGUUUUUCAGCAAGAUGGUGACAGAUGCGAAAUCGGCAGCUUCUUCUUCUUCCUCUUCUCUUUCUGAUUUCGCGGAUAAUCUAAUCCAGGAGAAACGAGCCGGCGGCGGCGGCGGCGGCGGAGGUAACUCGACUUCAUACGACACUUCCGCAGUUUUGGUCAAAAGAACUCCCAGUGGAGUAUCGGCCUGGACGUGUACAAAGCUGUGCGCUGUUUUCUUUGUCGCUGGAGUGUUUGUGGGUUAUACGCUUAAGAGACGGGUCCGAAGCUGGGCCUCUAAGCUUCUCAGAAAAAUCAGAGAUGAUUAAACUCCAUACCUCUCUUCUGCUUCUUGAAUGUGUUUUACUGUGCUCAAGGCACUUUGUUGUUUAAUAUUCUCUUCCUCUAGUCACAGUUUGUGGUAAUGGGGAUAGUGAUCACCUCUUGAGAGACGCAUACAUAUUCUUUUGUGUGAAGUAACUAUUGAUGCAGCAAA